ACACAAUUGUAUUCCGAACAGGGGAAAUGGUGUUCUUGCCGUUUUCAAUGCCCGAGCAACGGAAACAACGAUGGAGAAGAAAGGUGACUUGCAUUACAACAUUGCAGACGAAUAAUAACUCAUUUGCAUACAACAAACUCUUCUCGUAAGACUGUUCGUCAGAUCUCUCUCUGUUUUCCUUUUAUUUUUUCGUCCAUUCCAUCUCAAAAUCUCUGAUGUCGAAACAUAGGAGCAAAAUUAUGCAGCAUCGGUAGUACGAUUGGCAGAAAACUGCCAUUGCAAGGGUUUUGAUUUAAUUCCGCGUUUUCUUGUGAAAUUAAUCAAUGUUUUUGAGGGUUUAGGAUCGGAUGUCAUUUUUCAAUGUAGGUUUAGGAGUAUGGUAGUUUAAUUCGAUAAUGGUGGUGAGGAUUUUGGGAUUAACUCGGGGAGAUGAUGAGUCACCGAGGGAGAUCACGCGGAACAAUCAAUCAAUCGAUAAUGGCGGGGAGAACGGAUGGUUGAUUCGAUUUUUGGAUUCCGCUUUCUUCUCUGAGUGGAUUGCUGUUAGUUAUCUCUACAAACAUGAUCACUCAGGGGUUAGGGAUUAUCUCUGCAACCGUAUGUACACUCUUCCAUUAUCUGGCCUUGAAAGCUACUUGUUUCAGAUUUGUUACAUGCUUGUUCACAAACCUAGCCCUUCACUUGAUAAAUUUGUCAUUGAUAUAUGCUCAAAAUCACUUAAGAUAGCACUGAAAGUGCAUUGGUUCCUUAUUGCUGAGCUUGAAGAUUCUGAGGAUAAUGAGGGAAUUAGUAGAAUCCAAGAGAAAUGUCAGAUUGCAGCCACUUUGAUGGGUGAAUGGGCACCUUUGGUUAGACUUCAAAAUGAGUCAGCUAUCAAUUUGGGAAAGAAUAAAGUACUAAACAGAUGGCAUUCCUCAAAGCAACGGUUACUGUCAUUAACAUCAUCUCACCAGUUUCGUAAGUCUUUUUCAUUCUCACCUUCUUCAGGGAACAAUUUGCAGGAUGAAGGUAGUAGUAGUAAAGCAUCCCAAGAUGAAAAUAAUAUGUUCAAGAAAUUUAUUCCUAGUCAAAAAGUCCGGGAUGCAUUGUGUUUUAGGAAAUCUGUAUAUAAAGAUAAUGAGGAAUCAGAAAAAGAUGGUUUUUUUACAAGACUUUUAAGAGACUCUAAAGAAGAGGAUGUAGGGACAUCCAUGGAAAGGGAUGAUGAAGACAAGGAGAAAGAUGAGUUUUUCAGUAGGUUUUUAAAAGAUAGUAAAGAUGAGAAUGAGGUGACAUCAAGCUCAGAUAGUUUUUUAAAAAGAAUAUUUAGCAAAGGCGAUUUGGAGUCUGUAGAAGGUGAUGAUGAUAAAGAAGGGUAUUUUAAUAAGUUUAUUAAAGAGAAAUUUGAAGACAAACAGAAAGAUAUUGCUGCUAAUGAUGAUGAGGAAUACAAGGAGAAGCAACCUGGUUCACCAAAGCAAAAGCAUGACAGAUCCAAUCCUAAACCACCAUUGCCAAAUACAAAUCCUUCACAAUUUCGUAAAGGAACAUAUCAUGAGUCACUUGAGUUUGUUCAAUCCUUGUGUGACACAUCAUAUGGUUUAGUAGAUGUUUUUCCAGUUGAAGAACGCAAAAGUGCUCUUUGUGAGUCACUCUCUGAUAUCAAUGAUCAUGUUGUUGCAGCUCAGAGUAGUGGAGGCUUAUGCUUUCCCAUGGGGAAGGGAAUGUAUCGUGUGGUUCACAUUCCAGAAGAUGAAGCUGUUCUUCUUAACUCUAGGGAUAAGGCACCUUAUCUAAUAUGUGUUGAAGUAUUAAAAAGUGAAACCUCAAGCAACACAAAGGACCAAAAACUUUCCAAGGGUGGAACCCCAUUAGCUAACGGAGAUGCAAAUUUACCAAAACGACCUCCGUGGGCUUACCCUUUACCAAAUAGACAAGAUAUGUAUCUUUCUGGUUUUAAUAAGAUUUCAAGAACCACUUCACAAGCUAUUGAUGAAGCAAUGAGUAGCUUGUGGGAUUCAAAUGCAAAGUUUGUGCAGGUGAGUCUUUCAGUGGAGAAUCAAAUAUCCAAGUCAAAGUUUGACCAUGAAUGUGGUCAAACUAGAGAUGAAGAUGGUGAUGAUGUGGAAUGGGUGAGGGUUGAGUUGAAAGCGGACCCUGGGGUCCACAUGGAUGACAUAGUGGUUCAGGAACCGCCACGUAGGCGGGAGCACCGCCGGGUCCCGAGUAUGGUAGCUUUUGAGGAAGUUAAGGCUGCUGCAUUAAGAGGAGGAGCACCUCCUGGACUUUGUGUAAAGAGGUCUAGUCAAGAGUCAUCAGAAGCAGAGUCAAAGGAUGUAUUAUCUGGUGAACUUUGGGAGGCAAAGAAAGAUAGAAUUCGUCAGGCUUCAGUAUAUGGAAAGUUUCCUGGUUGGGAUUUGGUCUCGGUUAUUGUGAAAAGUGGGGAUGAUUGUAGGCAGGAACAUCUGGCUGUGCAACUUAUUUCUCACUUCUAUGAUAUAUUCCAGGAAGCUGGACUACCUCUGUGGCUGAGACCAUAUGAAGUUCUAGUGACUUCUUCUUACACAGCUCUAAUUGAAACGAUUCCAGAUACUGCCUCACUUCAUUCUAUCAAAAGCAGAUAUCCUGAUAUCACAAGCUUACGUGAUUUUUUUAUUGCCAAAUAUCAAGAAAAUUCUCCAAGUUAUAAGCUUUCACAGAGGAACUUUGUGGAAAGUAUGGCUGGAUACUCCCUGGUUUGCUACCUCUUACAGGUGAAAGAUAGGCACAAUGGCAACCUUUUGCUUGAUGAAGAAGGUCAUCUUAUACACAUUGACUUUGGCUUCAUGCUCUCCAAUUCACCCGGGGGUGUAAAUUUUGAAAGUGCACCUUUCAAGUUAACACGUGAACUUCUUGAGGUUAUGGAUUCGGAUGCUGAGGGAGUUUCGAGCGAGUUCUUCGACUAUUUCAAAGUUUUAUGCAUCCAAGGGUUUCUGACAUGCCGAAAACAUGCAGAACAGAUAAUUCUACUUGUUGAGAUGUUGCAGGACUCAGGUUUCCCAUGCUUCAAAGGUGGUCCGAGAACUGUACAAAACUUAAGGAAACGUUUUCAUUUAAGUUUAACAGAAGAACAAUGUGUGUCCUUGGUGCUUUCUCUAAUUAGCAGCAGCUUAGAUGCAUGGAGAACACGUCAAUACGAUUACUAUCAAAGGGUUUUGAAUGGGAUACUCUAAUAUCACUUUCAUUCGGUUCCAUGAAAUGACUAUUUAGCCCCUGGACCAAGCUGUCUUUUCUUUCUGACUUAAUGAUGGGGGGCAUGACUUAAUCCGGUGUACCUCCAUUUUCUCAAAUAUUUUAUUAAAUAUUAUUUACUUUAUCCGGACAACACCCAAUGGGAAACAAAGGAACAUAAUGCAAAGAUUUUUCUAGAUGAAAGGGAAAGGAUGACAAGUUUUUUGGUCCGAUUGGUGGGGGCGCCCAUCGAUGACAUUUACCAUUUUUACCCUUUUAAUGUACAGGGAAAUUUCAUGUGAUUAUAUUAGAAGCAAUAGUUCGAUUGCUUUAUCACCAUUUUUUUUUUGCUACACAACCGCUAAUUAUUGUAUUUGUUGUAGUGUAUAGUAGUAGUAUGAUAAGUGUUUUUUUGAUGUUGUUUAUAUUGGACACUAUGUAUACAAUCGCAAGUGGUUACUAAGGUAUUG
Molecule: messenger RNA, 3659 nt
Organism: Lactuca virosa
Lineage: Eukaryota; Viridiplantae; Streptophyta; Magnoliopsida; Asterales; Asteraceae
Source: the annotation of a GenBank genome assembly